AGGCUGCCCCCACGCAGUAUGAUCCUCACGCAGUGCGCCGUCUGCGCCACCGAGCUUGGCUUAACCUUGGGCAAGAAAUGCGGCCGCUGCAGCACGCGCUACUGCGGGGCAGCCUGCCAGGUGCAGCACUGGAAAGAGGGCGGCCACGACAAGCUCUGCAAACCGAUAAAAAAAGCGGGCGGCGCCGAGCAAUACAAUGCAAAUAAGAAGUACACGGAGGCCGUCGCGGUCGCGGCGGAGGCGUGCGCCGAGGACACAAAGGGCCAGACGUGCUACAUCUGCACGCAAGCUCUCCACUGGAAAACAAAAGAGGGCCUCGUGCGCGGGUGCGCGUGCCGCGGGACGGCGGGUCUUGCCCACGUGUCGUGUCUGGCGGAACAGGCGAAGAUUUUGAUUGCGGAGGCGGAGGAGAACAAUUUGGGGGCCAAGGCGAUUCAUUCGAGGUUCCAGCGGUGGGACAAGUGCAGCCUGUGCGAGCAGGACUACCACGGUGUCGUGUCCUGUGCGCUUGGGUGGGCGUGCUGGAAGACGUAUGUGGGGCAGCCGGAGGGGGGCUGGCUUCGGAGGUUGGCGAUGAGCGUGCUUGGAAACGGUUUAUUCGAAGCAGGGCACUUCGAGGACGCUUUGGCCGUGCAAGAGGCCGACUUAGCUAUGAUGCGGCGCCUUGAUGUACCAGAAAAAACCAUGCUCGUCACUCAGGGCAAUCUUGCGAGGACGUAUGUUAUGCUUGGACAGGUUGAACAUGCUGUACGGAUCGAACGAGACAUAUACUCUGCAGAGUUGAAACUAUAUGGAGCGGAAAAUAGACAGACCCUUGUAUCAGCCAACAACUACGCUUCUUCCCUUUUUAAAUUAGAGCGCUUUGACGAAGCCAAGUCGCUGCUGCGCAGAACGGUGCCCUUGCUGCGACCCUUCUUUGGAGAGAGUCAUGAGUUCACGCUCAGGAUGAGGUCGCUUUACGCGAAAGCGCUCUACUAUGACGAAGGCGCCACGCUCGACGAUAUCCGCGAGGCCGUGACCACGCUCGAGGAUGUGGCGCCGAGUGCGCGACGGGUGCUCGGUGGCGCGCACCCUCUAGUUUCGCUCGUGCAGCGUGACCUCAAAUGCGCGCGCGCCGUGCUCGCCGCCCGCGAAGCCGAGGGCUAG
Molecule: messenger RNA, 1146 nt
Organism: Pelagomonas calceolata
Lineage: Eukaryota; Pelagophyceae; Pelagomonadales; Pelagomonadaceae
Source: the annotation of a GenBank genome assembly